This is a messenger RNA of Thunnus maccoyii (southern bluefin tuna), 3589 nucleotides long. Its product is annotated as 12-(S)-hydroxy-5,8,10,14-eicosatetraenoic acid receptor-like. Bases 488 to 1516 code for a protein of 342 amino acids. The transcript is spliced from 3 exons. Gene Ontology annotation, cellular component: membrane. The record is from RefSeq and is a predicted model, not a curated record. Gene Ontology annotation, biological process: G protein-coupled receptor signaling pathway. Lineage: Eukaryota; Metazoa; Chordata; Actinopteri; Scombriformes; Scombridae. Gene Ontology annotation, molecular function: G protein-coupled receptor activity.
UAAGAAACCCCUUCUCUUUAAACCACACCUCCAGCUGACUAUAAAUUCUUCCUCUCUGAAGGAACGGUGGCAGCCUCACACCAAAAGGGCUAACAGACACACUGAGACAGGGUGUUUUCUCUUUUUUUUUAACGUAGUGCUUGUUUCAGUGUUCACAGUGUUUACAGUGCAUGUUUCCUCGGUAUGUUUUGGCACGGCUGGCCGAGUCUUGACAGAGCUCCAGAAUCACUGUAAGGCUCUCAGAAGGGGGACUGUUGAAUUUGACGGAUCACGGUGAGAAGCAAAAUCGGUGCCUGAGGAGAGAAGAUUCUGGCUCAGAGGCGACUGCAACCAGCUCCAAGAUAAAGGAUAUAACCUUCUGAUGCCUGCCUGAAACACCUUUAACCCUCAUCCUUCCUGUUGCUGCGUUAUUACAUCAAAUAAUACUCCUGUUACUGACUGUAACUUCUAUUACUGCUGUGGAUGCACUACUACUUCCAACACGGUUAUGUUAAGCCAACAAAACAUGUCUACAAAUGCGACAGUUGACCACUGCAAAACACCCAAUUUGGUCACAUAUAAAGCCCUUUCCUGGCUGAUGAUUGGACAGUUCGUGCUGGGUCUUCCUCUCAACCUGUCGGUCCUUUACAUCUUCAUCUUCAGGUUCAAGUUCUGGAAGAACAAAAGUAUCUUCCUGUUCAAUAUUGUGGUUGCUGAUUUCCUGCUGGUGGCCUGUCUUCCUGCCAAGGCCUACCACUACCAGCAUGGCCAGAGACGCAGUCUGAACAGUGUGGUGUGUAAGACGAUGCUCUUCAUGCUGUUUCUCAACCGAGGGGCCAGUAUCGGCUUCCUUAUCACCCUGUCCAUCGAUCGGUACUUCAACGUGGUCCAUCUCGGAAGGAGGAAUUUCGUCAAAGUGUUGAAGAAAACUCCGCAGAUCUCCAUCGUGAUCUGGCUCCUCUUGCUGCCCCUCACCAUCCCCACUAUGGUCAAGACCUUCGAGUGCUGUAACAGCCACGGCCGCGAAGUUGAGACAUAUUUUCACGACGUGACAGACACCUUCAGAGAGGUCGUGUUCUUCACCCAGAUCAUCAUCCCCUUCAUCAUCCUCGUCUACUGCACGGUGCGCAUCGUCAACCGGCUGAGGAAGAAAACCGUCGGGGAAAAGACCAAACUGAGGAGAGCCGUCUGCGUGGUCAUGUCCGUCGUCGUCGUCUUCUCCAUCUGCUUCCUGCCUUGCACUAUAGCCAGAGCGGUGCUGCUCGCUUUCAGGCUGAACAAAUGGCAGGCUGCAGAGGACGUAGCGGUUCAGGUCUACGACAGCCUCAUGGUCCUGUCUUACAUGGACUGCCUGCUGGACCCGCUGGUUUACUGCUUCUGUAACUCAGGGUUUAAAGACGCUUACAUAACCACCUUCUGUCCCACGUUCCUGCAGCAGAAACUGCUUAAUGCUGACUUUGGCAUGAGAAACGGAGCAAUGACGACAACAACAACGUCUGGAGCUAAAACCAUUAUGUUGCCAGUAAUGGAGAAGUGAUUAUUGGGGUUUUUUUCUUUUAAAAUGCCAGUAAAAAUAUUUCAUUGGAAUCAGUGUAUCUACCAGUACACCUUAGCCACACAGACAGCAUAAACACUGCUCCACCCACACAAGUGUUUCUGUGUGUUGGUUAAUUCAACAAUCUGAAGUCAUCAAAUGUCAUUUACUGAGAAGCGGAAACACAAUGCAUACGGCCCCCCCCCCUCCCCAGUACCACACCUCCUAUAUAGCAUUAGUUUCCUGCUCAUGUUUGUGGUUCAUCUGAAGCCGUGCUAGUCUGAGAUGUUUUAUUUUGAAGAUAAGAUAGUAAACUGAUUGUAUUUUUAUAGAUAAAACAAUAUGCUAAACGCAAUUCACGGUGUAGUCGCAUAAUACACAUGAAAAAUGAACUCAUGUGUCUUUUUUGUGUAAUCUGCUGAAAUAUUUUUUUAAUUUUAAUCUUCAAUUAAAGGACAAAUCUAUUUUUUAAUAACCUUUUGUUACAGCUAAAGAACUAUAUAUACUUUCUGCACUUUUUUCCAUGUGAAAUACUGCUUGAUAUAAGAUCAAUAAUGUGCCUUAUAAGACUCGUAAGUUAAAAGUUUACAGCUUUAAAUAUCUGACUGCCCCUCGUAACCGGAAAUGUGUCUUGUUCAGCCAAAAUACCUGCAAACACGGGUGUUGGCGUGCAGGGCAUUUAAGUGGAUCAACAGGGUUGUGUUACCUGGCUUCAUAUUACGUAGCUCUGAGGGCUGCUGCCUCUAAUGUGAGGAUCAGUUUGCAAAAUAAUAAUAUAUAAGGAUAUAAAACAUUGUGUUAGGGUGUAAAUAUACUUCAGCUGCAUGGCUUUAAACAACGUAUACAGUACUUGAAUAUAUUAAGGCAUUUUAAUCAAUCAGAAUGUAUUUCAAACCAGGUGUGAAUGUAUAUUAAUGCAUAAAAUGUCCCUGGAAUAACUAUAAAGCACUCAACAGUAUCAUUAAGUAUAGAAAAGCCCAACAUAGUGUACAGCAACCUGUUGGUACUCUAUGUUAAUCCUUACAGUGUUUGCAGAGCGCUCAUUCGUCGCUCAGGAAACUCUAUAUUUCUGCGUUAAGCAUCGUGUUCAUACCUCAAACCAGUCAGACCUGUCUUCAUCGGAGUUUACCUUUAGUGUCUAACAUAGCGUAACUUCUUAUGACUUUAUUCAACACUGCACAUUUACAGUCCAAUAUCUCACCAUUGCUCCAGGAAACUUUUUGAAGUUGAUUUCCUUCUGUGGUUGUAAUCACUUCCUAAUGUGUGACUGAUGAUUCAUGUUGUUGACUGAUAAGUUUAAUAGUAUGCCUGGUCUUUAAAAGAGGUUAAAAAAUCAACAACCACUACAAAAAUGUCAAACCUAAGUGGACUACAGGAACCUGGAAGGCUGUUAUAAAUAUCCCUCAUUCACACUGUGUACAUUUUUUGUGAUGUUGAUGAUCGAAAUUGAAUUAUUUGUAUAAGAUUGAGAUAGCGAGUGAAGAUAUUUGUAUACUGCUGCUGUAAAUACACAGGAAACAGGUGAUACAGUUAAUAGAGCUGCAUUGCGGUGUGUUUGUGAGUCCUUGAGAGAUUGAAGAAGAUAGUGUCGUCUUUUCUCAGCAAAAAUAUUACUGCAAGAGUGCUGAUACAUAAACACUGAGCAACGAGAUGACAUGCAAAGCUUUUUUCCUUUACAACCGUCUUCCUCUUUUUUUUGAAUGGUGUAACAUUAUUCCAAACAAAAACCACAAAGCAAUACCUCCAUAACCAUGUUGCGCCCCAUACGUCAUUGUAGUGUCAAAAUGUUGACAUUUGCCUUUUUCCACCUCUUAGAAGGAAGGUGUUACAGUUUAUUCAGCUUGUGUAUCUGAAAUGGGUCAAAAGGUCUAAUUCAUUUGUGUCUUUUUGAGACUCUGUCUGUACAGCUGAUGUUGUGGUGUGUACCCUUUGCUCUGGGCAGGCUGUGUGGGUGUUGCAACAGGACAGCUGGUCGGUGGCUGGAGGUUAGCAGCCACCUAGCAGCAACAUCACAACGAAGAAAAGAAGUGUGAAAGCAAAACCAACAAGAGCUAAAAAUAAAACAAAAAAAGUGAA